Dioscorea cayenensis subsp. rotundata (Guinea yam) is the source of this 949-nucleotide messenger RNA. Its product is annotated as HMG1/2-like protein. Lineage: Eukaryota; Viridiplantae; Streptophyta; Magnoliopsida; Dioscoreales; Dioscoreaceae. The coding region runs from base 169 to 627 and encodes 152 amino acids. The transcript is spliced from 8 exons. The record is from RefSeq and is a predicted model, not a curated record.
UCUCCCUUCGAUCAAAUGAUCGGGUUUUGAUUUCCCACUUCCACGCCCCAUCGCUUCUCCUUCUUAUCCCCCCCAACCCCGCACCCUCUCUCUCUCGCUCACACGACACCAUCCUCUUCUCCUUGCUUUCCUUUUGGUGGCUGCUAACCCUAACCCUAAGUUUUCGCGAUGAAAGGUGGGAAAUCCAAGGCUGAGGCCAAGAAGGCUGAUAGCAAGUUGUCGGUUAAGAAGAAGGAGGUUAAGCCGAAGGCGAAGCCAGUGAAGAAGGAGAAGGCCGGGAAGGACCCUAACAAGCCCAAGAGGCCUCCAAGUGCUUUCUUUGUUUUCAUGGAGGAGUUCAGGAAGACGUACAAGGAGAAGAACCCUCAUGUCAACAAAGUCGCUGUUAUCGGGAAAGCUGGUGGCGAGAAGUGGAAAUCCUUGUCUACUGCUGAGAAAGCACCUUAUGAGGCUAGGGCUGCCAAACUGAAGUCCGAAUAUGGAAAAAAGAUGGAUGCUUACAAUAAACAGGCUGAGAGUGGUAACAACGCUGCGGACGAGGAAGAGGAGACCUCUGAUAAGUCCAAGUCUGAGAUUAACGAUGAUGAGGAUGAUGAGAGUGGCGAGGAGGAUGAUGAUGAAGAGUGAGGAGCAAGCCAAGAAUGGGUUGUUUCACUACUUGCUGUGCUUAUUCUUAGGUUUCAUGAAAAGAAAGAAUAGUAGAAUUAGUUAGAAAGUAGAAUUCGAAUCUUUGCUUUUUUUUCCUUGAUGUUUUCAUCUUUUGUUGGGAAAAAAGUAUAUGUCCCUUCUCUCUUGUUGCAUGACGGUCUAUCUCUUAAGGGGAAUAUGUUUUGGAAGGAGGUGGGAAGAUGCUUUUAUAGGGCCUAUAUGGCUUCAUUUGUACUUAAAAAUCUAUCCUUCUGACUAAUUCUACUUGGGGGUUUGGCUUUCAUUGUUGUUGGUGUGUAUA